AUCAGGCAGAAUCUGAGCGGGAGCGCGCAUCCGAGAACGCGCACGCGUUCAGCACCAAGGACAGCGGAGAUCGCGGCGAGCCUCAGGUCACCAGACUCGAAUGGAGCCACGCCAAAAACUGGGAAAUAGAGGAUUUUUUUAAAGGGGGAAAAUUAAACCGAUUACACCAACGCUCUGGACUUUUCUAAAUCACAUAUAUAUUCCUGAUUGUGAUUUUUUUGGCUGCUUAUUGGAGGAGCAUGAAUCUUUGAGGGAAAUAUCAACAGGAGCGUCACCAUUCCAAGGCGAGUUUAUUUUUUAAUACAGCUUUACCUGAUCAUCAAAAAAAGAGACUGAGAAACCAUCCACAUCCCUAAACAUACCUAAUCAGAUCGAUGUGAUCGCAUUCCUGUGCUUGAUAAGUUCUCCAUCAUUAGGAACCCGGGUCCAUUAGGCUGUCUGAUCGACGGAGCCUGUGCAGGACAGCUCGCUGAUCCGCGCGGAUCCAGAGGCAGACGGCAAACAUGCGUCUGGUUCUCUUCGCCUUCCUCGUGUCUUGCUCGUGCGCACGGGGCGGCUGCGAGCCCAAGAUCGUCAACAUCGGCGCCGUGUUGAGCCAGAAGCGCUACGAACAGGUGUUCAAGGACGCGGUGACCCAGGCCAACAACAUCUACGGCAAAGACAAGUUCAAGAUGAACGCGAUCUCCGUCACUCACAAACCCAACGCCAUUCAGAUGGCACUGUCCGUGUGUGAGGAUCUCAUCUCAAACCAGGUCUAUGCCAUUUUGGUUAGUCAUCCUCCCCAGUCCAAUGACCAUCUAACGCCGACCCCAGUGUCCUACACAGCUGGAUUCUAUCGCAUACCUGUAGUGGGACUGACCACCCGCAUGUCCAUCUACUCAGACAAGAGCAUCCAUCUGUCAUUCUUGCGCACGGUGCCUCCUUACUCCCACCAGGCCCAGGUGUGGUUUGACAUGAUGCGCGAGUUCCGCUGGAAUCACAUCAUCCUGAUCGUGAGCGAUGACCACGAGGGCCGCGCGGCUCAGAAGAAACUGGAGACGCUCCUGGAGGAGAGGGAGACGAAGAGUAAAAACAGGAACUAUGAAAACCUCGACCAACUGUCCUAUGACAACAAGCGAGGACCCAAGGCAGAGAAAGUGCUCUUGUUCAGCCAAGACACAAAUCUGACUGCACUGCUCCAGGAGGCCAGAGAGCUGGAGGCCAGAGUCAUCAUCCUGUCUGCCAGCGAGGACGAGGCAGCGGCCAUUUACAAAGCAGCUCGCCAGCUCAACAUGACCGGCUCUGGUUACGUGUGGCUGGUGGGGGAAAGGGAGAUGUCUGGUAAAGCUCUAAGUGAAGCUCCAGAUGGCUUGCUCGGCCUCCAGCUGAUCAACGGAAAGAACGAGUCGGCGCACAUCUACGACGCCGUGGCAGUGGUGGCACAGUCCAUCCAGGAGCUCUUUGAGAAGGAGAACAUCACCGAGCCUCCGAAAGGCUGCGUGGGCAACACAAACAUCUGGAAGACUGGGCCGCUCUUCAAACGAGUACUGAUGUCAUCCAAGUAUCCAGAUGGCCUCACAGGCCGCGUGGAGUUUAAUGAUGACGGAGACAGGAGGUUCGCCCACUACAGCAUUCUCAACUACCAGAAGACCCGGUUGGUCCAAGUGGGCGUCUAUAACGGCUCGCAGGUCAUGAUGAACACGCAGAGGAAGAUCAUUUGGCCAGGAGGAGACACUGAGAAGCCGAGAGGUUAUCAGAUGUCAACAAGAUUGAAGAUUGUCACCAUUCAUCAAGAGCCGUUUGUGUACGUGAAGCCGACGCUGCGAGACGGGACAUGUAAAGAGGAAUACACCGUAAAUGGAGUCCUGAUCAAAAAAGUGAUCUGCACUGGGCCCAACGAGACAAUUCCUGGUCGUCCCAUAGUGCCUCAGUGCUGCUAUGGGUUUUGCAUCGACCUCUUGAUCAAACUCGCAAUGACAAUGAACUUCACCUACGAAGUGCACCUAGUGGCUGAUGGGAAAUUUGGCACCCAGGAGCGUGUGAAUAACAGCAAUAAGAAGGAGUGGAACGGCAUGAUGGGAGAGCUGCUGGGUGGCUUGGCAGACAUGAUUGUGGCUCCACUUACCAUCAAUAACGAACGAGCCCAGUACAUCGAGUUCUCCAAACCGUUUAAGUACCAGGGGCUCACCAUCCUUGUCAAAAAGGAAAUACCUCGCAGUACGCUGGACUCGUUCAUGCAACCCUUUCAGAGCACUCUGUGGUUACUGGUGGGUCUUUCGGUCCAUGUUGUGGCGGUGAUGCUCUACCUAUUAGACCGUUUCAGCCCAUUUGGAAGGUUUAAAGUGAAUAGUGAAGAGGAAGAAGAGGACGCCCUCACCUUAUCCUCUGCCAUGUGGUUCUCUUGGGGGGUACUUUUGAACUCCGGUAUUGGAGAAGGUGCCCCACGGAGCUUUUCGGCGAGGAUUUUAGGUAUGGUGUGGGCUGGUUUUGCUAUGAUUAUAGUUGCAUCUUAUACUGCCAAUUUGGCAGCCUUCCUAGUGUUGGAUCGGCCUGAGGAGCGCAUUACCGGCAUCAACGACCCUAGGCUGCGAAAUCCAUCAGACAAGUUCAUCUACGCCACGGUGAAGCAAAGCUCUGUGGACAUUUACUUCCGGCGUCAAGUUGAGCUGAGCACCAUGUACCGCCACAUGGAAAAGCACAACUACGAGAGCGCCGCUGAGGCCAUCCAGGCUGUGCGAGACGGCAAACUCCAUGCUUUUAUCUGGGAUUCAGCUGUGUUGGAGUUUGAAGCCUCGCAGAAGUGCGACCUGGUCACCACGGGAGAGUUGUUCUUCCGUUCGGGCUUUGGCAUCGGCAUGCGUAAAGACAGCCCUUGGAAGCAGAAUGUUUCCCUGGCCAUUCUCAGCUCUCAUGAGAAUGGGUUCAUGGAGGACCUGGAUAAAACUUGGGUGAGAUACCAGGAGUGUGACUCCAGGAGCAAUGCCCCAGCCACACUCACCUUUGAGAAUAUGGCAGGCGUGUUUAUGUUGGUGGCUGGCGGCAUCGUCGCCGGGAUCUUCCUCAUCUUCAUCGAGAUUGCGUACAAGCGACACAAAGACGCUCGCAGGAAGCAGAUGCAGUUGGCCUUUGCAGCGGUUAAUGUCUGGAGGAAGAACCUGCAGGAUAGGAAAAGUGGUAGAGCAGAGCCCGACCCCAAAAAGAAAGCCUCUUUUAGGUCCAUCAGUACCAACCUGGCCUCCAACAUCAAGAGACGUAGGUCCUCCAAAGACACGCCAUAUCCCACGGACAUCACCGGCCAGCUCAACCUGUCCGACCCCUCCGUCAGCACGGUGGUGUGAACGCAGACGAGAGAGCGAAAAAAAAGAGAGCUAGACAUAAUGAGAGUGCGACAGGGAGAUGGUUGGCGGGGGUUGACUGAAAUUGUGCCAGACCUGCUGAUCCCUUUCUAUCAACAACAUCGCCGUCUGAGCCAACAACAUGCUCAUCUGAAAAAAAAAAACACCACACACACACACACACACACACACACACACACACACACACACACACACACACACACAAUCCUGCACCCUCCUCCAUCUUCCUCCCCAGGCCUCUUCGAACAUGCCCAGGACACGACUGUGACACGUAAAAGAAACUGCCAAAAAGAACGAAAAAAAGCCCUAGGAGCUGAAAUGUACUGCCGCAAUACGCCCUUACAUGCCCCACACACGCAAACACCCAGCUUCAUUUUCCCACACUUUCUACACUCAUAAAGCAUGCUCAUAGCUGCAGGCGUUAUUAUAAAUUUAUUAGGAAGUUACUUCUAUUUAUCUUAGGCUUGGCUAGCAUACUUCCGUUCGAUUCAUUCAGUGGUCACUCUACCUCCACUUCUCCACAUAUUAAAAUAUAUGUAGCUGAUUUAAACACUUUAAACUUUGACUAAAUUUCAUGUUUCAUUUGCAAGGACAUUUUUGUAUAUUGUAUAUUGCUGAUGUAAAAUAUACCUCUGAUUGCUAUUUGUAUUGUUAUUAGACUAGGCAAUAGAUAAAUGGUACAUGUAGAGUAGAUUAAAGGAUAAAUCCACCCUGGACGAUUUGUACACUAACCUUAAUAAUUAACCUGAGCUUCAACAAUGAACUUUUUCAUUAACAUGUCCGUGUAUGUCUACUUUAACUUUCCUGUUACCCACAAUGCAGUUUGACUACCUACUAAUAGUGUUGUAGUAGGAUUUAGCCCCUUGUUUCAAAUCUACCUAAAGAGAACGAUGCAGCGGCGCUUUAGUCCUUUAGUCUGUCCAACUCUCUCGCAUCCACAUCUGUGCCCUCAGCUCAGCUUCGAAGGAUUUUAACUUUCACGCUAAUACAAACGUCAAUGCUCGACAUCUCGUAGAUCGCCGACUAGCCGAGCCGAGACUGGGACGGCAAUGUUUGCGCCAACGUGUCUACUACUUCUGUGCUCGAUUUCUCAUUAAAUGUAGAAAAUGCUGAGCGAGAAAUGAAGCUCUUGCACUUUUUAUAAGCUAACAGCUAAACCUGAGCGUUAUCGUUUAUGAUUGUUUUUUCUCAUCUAUUAAACGCCGCUGUAACCUCACUAGCAAUGUCCUGCUAAUAAUGACAUCAGAACAACACACGACAGCUAACAUCCCACACAACUAACGAAAAAAAACCCAGCACCGACCAACAAACUAGCACUAGAGUCGCUCAUUUAUAGUCACGUCCCAAAGAUUUUGAUAUAAACGUUGAAUAUGUUUCAGGGUGGAGCUUUCCUUUGUGCACUACUGUAAAUAAUGCUGUAGGUAUUAUCCAGGUCCUUGUAUCUUGCAGUUUUUGAAUCAUUUCAUUUCUCUCUCCAUUGCUUUCUCCCAAAAAAAACAACAACAAAAAAAAAAAACCUUUCUCUGACAUGAUCUGGAUCUGUUAAGCCAACAAAACUGUGGAUCAAUUUACUUCUCUUUGUUGUUUUUUUUUCUAUGUCAUUUUUUUCCACAUGCUCCGAUCUUUCUUUACAAUAAGUCAUGUGUUCGAGUCUUUUCAGAAGGUGCAAAAUGUAGCAGAUUAUCAUUUUUUUUAAAGCUUUGAGACUCGCGAAAGAUGAACACGCGAAAGGGACCCAAAAUACAGUAAGUGGCGUAAAUCCAAUAACACAGCUAUUAUUACAGGACGUUUUGAGUGGAUGGUUUUAAUAUUGAAUUCUGCUUGAAAUGCUCUGUAAUGAUUUCUGUAGCGUCGUGUGACGUCCUCCUACCCAAAGGGUACCUUUCGUACUACAAACAGGAUUGUGUGUUAAUGUAAAUCAGUGCUGUAUUAUGGUUGUUUAUUAAUAUAGAUGGCGGUGGAAGUAAUCUUACAUUUCUACGUUCCUUGAAUCGGCUUCAGCUUUCGUUUUUUUUGGGGGGGCUAAAUGAUCAACUACAGGAAGAUCUUUUGCAUUUUGUGACUCGUACUAGUACACACGGUGAAUGGUAGUAAUGCUCGGACACCGUAUAGCACUUUUGUCUUAAAACAAUCUUUCCGAGGGCUUUGAUGUGAAAAUAUAUUUUGUAAGCUGGGAAUAUUACAUGAAGUGUGUAAUUAAUUCAUUUAUUUGAUUUAAUCAUUUUUUUUUUUUUGCUGAGGUUCUACAGCAUAUGGUAGAGACUGUAUCAAGUGGACGUUUGUACGCUGUCAGUACGCUGCCAAGCUUGUACUGUGAAAUUCCUGCAAUGCUUCAAGCGUUUGCAUAUAGUCAGUCGAAAUGAAGUGCGAGCAAUGGAUAAAUAUGCUUUCCUGAUUUAUCACAUAAGGAGAAAUGAUAUUUAUUGUGAUUGUAGCGGAAAUCCUUCAGGAUGCCCUACAGAUUUGAGGAGUAAUGUGCUAAUAUGUUAACAACAAACAGCUAUGUAACCUGUCCAAUCUGACACAAACAUUGUGAUUUUUGAUCUCUAGACGAUUUUAAUAUAGAUACAUCCAGGUCUCGUUGUUUUUUUUAAUCACCAAAUGUGCUUUUGAAGGCCAGUCCUACUCUGUGAGAUGAUAAAAUACCAAUAUAUGUUCAAAACUUAUACUCUCAUGUGCCAAUAAAAGUAUGUAAG
Ictalurus punctatus (channel catfish) is the source of this 6031-nucleotide messenger RNA. It is a transcript of the gene grin1b, whose product is annotated as glutamate receptor, ionotropic, N-methyl D-aspartate 1b. The transcript is spliced from 21 exons. The record is from RefSeq and is a predicted model, not a curated record. Gene Ontology annotation, cellular component: NMDA selective glutamate receptor complex; synapse; plasma membrane. Lineage: Eukaryota; Metazoa; Chordata; Actinopteri; Siluriformes; Ictaluridae. Gene Ontology annotation, molecular function: NMDA glutamate receptor activity. Gene Ontology annotation, biological process: ionotropic glutamate receptor signaling pathway; chemical synaptic transmission; monoatomic ion transport. The coding region runs from base 504 to 3317 and encodes 937 amino acids.